Molecule: messenger RNA, 1703 nt
Organism: Nelumbo nucifera (sacred lotus)
Lineage: Eukaryota; Viridiplantae; Streptophyta; Magnoliopsida; Proteales; Nelumbonaceae
Source: RefSeq, a predicted model, not a curated record
UAUAAAGCUUAUUUGACAAUUGGGCAUUUGGGCAAUUGGGCUAUAGCUCAUUACCCAUAAGGCAUCUCGUGUCUUACUCGAACUCUGAUUUCCUUUUUCUCUUGCUCGUUUAAUCCCUCUCGAACUCUGAUUUCCUUUUUCUCUCUCGUUCCCUUUCUUCCUCGCAUAGAAAUUUCUAAAAAUCUCCGAUGGAUGCGCCAUUAUCUGCUUAUAUACACACCCAUCGGUUUUCUUUUUUUUCCCACCGAAUUCCUCAGUCUCAGCAACCCUGUUUCCAACCCACGACGAGUCGACGACAAUGGGUAAACGCAUUAGUCAACGUAAAAGCGCGUCAUUGUUCGAAAGUGAAGAAGACGACACCUUGAGCCCUUCGUCGACAACGACUUACGACGACACGCAGGAGCAGGAGUUUGAUGACUCGGGAUUGGAAAAAUAUCUCGAUGAUUUGUACGAGAAAAGGGGAUCCACGCAACAAUCGGCUCUAUCGUUCACCAUCGAUGCUUUUAUCAGUAGGUUGCAGCAUCAAUUCGUUGAAAACAACUGCAUUACUUUGCUGCACCAGUGCCUCAAUUCAAUCAAGAAGGGGUCCAGCAAGGAGAUUUCCUUAGCCUGUCGUGUUAUCGGAUUGCUGGCUCUCACCGUUGGUCGUGGCAACGGUGCAGCGCAUGAAAUCUUGGAAGAUUCAAUCACUCCCCUUUCCCAAGCUCUGAUAUCUGGAUCUGGAUCUGAUUCAUUGAAGAUAUCAUCCAUACUGGACUGUUUGGCUGUAGUCACCUUCGUUGGCGGAGAUGAUGAUCCAGAGGAGAUUAAAAGAUCGCUGCAAAUUAUGUGGCAGUUUAUUCAUUCCAAGUCAGGUCCCAACGUGAAUGCCUCCAAACCUCCAGUGGCUGUACUAACUGCUGCAAUAUCUGCUUGGUCGUUUCUUCUUACAGCCAUUACUGGAUUGAGGAUUAAUUCAGAAAUCUGGCAACAUUCACUUACCCGUUUCUCACGUCUUCUUGAUAAGCAUGAUCGAUCAAUUCGCGUUGCAUCGGGUGAAGCCAUAGCUCUUAUUUUUGAGAUUGGACAACAAGAGAAGUUGUCUGCAAGUGCACAAAUGCAAGGAUUGAGGGUUAAGAUCUUGAAUCAAGUGAGAGACCUUUCUGUGGAGACAGGUGGUAAAGGUUAAUCUAAGAAAGAUCUCAACACCCAGAAGAACUUGUUCAAGAACAUCACUGAAUUUCUUAAGGAUGGUUACUGCCCAGAAACGUCAAGGAAGAUCGGUGCAGAUGAACUGAACACUUCAACUUGGUGUCAGCUGAUACAGUUGAACUUUCUGAAGCGAUUUUUGGGGGGAGAUGGGUUUUUCAAGCACAUGCAGGAGAAUGAAUUGCUGCAGGAAGUGUUCGACUUCAGUCCAAGGGGAUAGGAUUUAGGAGCUGAGCAUCUGAUGAGAGAGAGGAGGAUGUACAAAUCCCCAAAUUCUGUCGCCAACAAGGCGAGGGCAAAGUUUUUGAACAAGCAGCGAAUGAUAUCUCGGGAGGAGAAGGUGGGGUACUUCGCUGUUGGCGUUGGAAGCCAAUAAUGAAAUCAGUACUGGAGAUGUCAAAGGAAAGCGAAAUCAGAUCACCAGCACGUUCCAACCCUCUACCAACAUCAUCUUACACUGCACAUUUUCUAUCGGCCAUACUAUUAUUUUGUGGUUUUAACUUUUAACCACGCCA